Rhopalosiphum maidis (corn leaf aphid) is the source of this 781-nucleotide messenger RNA. RefSeq names its product microsomal glutathione S-transferase 1-like. The coding region runs from base 285 to 734 and encodes 149 amino acids. The record is from RefSeq and is a predicted model, not a curated record. Lineage: Eukaryota; Metazoa; Arthropoda; Insecta; Hemiptera; Aphididae. The transcript has 3 exons. Gene Ontology annotation, cellular component: membrane.
UUAUCAUAUUACAAUGUUUGUGUGCCGCACUGCCGCGAUCCAAACACUCGAAACCAGAAAUGACUACAUAACGAAUUAACGAGUAACCAUAAACCAACCAACUACUAACGAAAAACGGCUAACGUUCGUCACUUCGUCAGUCAGUACUCUGAGUCAGAUCAUAGUUUCAUAGUUUCGUACGUUAGUCAAUAGUCGUCUGUGAGUUGUUCACGUUUUGUCACGUCCCGUACGAUUAAUUACUUCGUUUUCCGUUUAUUUCCUCUCACAACCGUACACACUACGCUAUGGCGAUUUCAUUGGAAAUAGACGAAGGUCUGUUCAGAACGUACGUGUUCUACACGGCCGUAUUAGUACUGAAAGUACUCGCGAUGGCCCCACUGACGGCCAAACAACGGUUUGCGAAAAUGGUAUUUGCUAACCCUGAGGAUGCAAAGAUGAAUUCAAAAUCAAAAGUAAAGUAUGAUGAUCCCGACGUUGAAAGAGUCAGAAGGGCUCAUCUCAAUGAUUUGGAAAAUAUUCCAUUCUUUUUAUUUGCAUGUUUUGGUUACUUAUUAACCAGUCCAAAUGUAUACAUUGCUACUAACUUAAUAAGAUUAUUUGUAGCUAGUAGAAUAAUUCAUACAAUAGUUUAUGCUGUAAUCGUUUUACCACAACCAGCAAGAGGAUUAUCUUGGUUUGCUGGAUACGCAACAACUUUGUAUAUGGCUGUUCAAGUUAUUUUAAAUUUAGUUUAAUAUUACUUUAGGAAAAAUAUAAUAAAGCUCAAUAUUUUAUUAUUAGU